Molecule: messenger RNA, 906 nt
Organism: Scheffersomyces stipitis CBS 6054
Lineage: Eukaryota; Fungi; Ascomycota; Pichiomycetes; Serinales; Debaryomycetaceae
Gene: PSH1
Product: ubiquitin-protein ligase
Exons: 3
Coding region: 1-906 (301 amino acids)
Biological process (GO): protein polyubiquitination; ubiquitin-dependent protein catabolic process
Molecular function (GO): ubiquitin protein ligase activity; metal ion binding
Source: RefSeq, a predicted model, not a curated record
AUGGGGGAGAUCGAAGAGGGACAGAAGGUGUGGAGUGGUAUGGACCACGAACUUACAAGCAAUCUUCUCCUGAAGAUCACUGCAAACAUAGAAUGCACCAUCUGCAACGAGACAAUGCACGUGCCGUUCACUGUAGAAUGUGGCCAUUCGUUCUGCUACGACUGUUUGCACACCUGGUUUGAGAACAAGAUCAACUGUCCCACCUGUAGACACAACAUUGAAAACAAGCCGCUGUUGAACUUGCAACUUAAGGAGAUAUCAAAGGCGAUAACGGAUAUCAUAAUUGACACUUGCGUAGUUGAAAGCGAAAAGACCAAGUUGGUAGAGCAUCGCGAUGGCUGCUGGAAAGCAUACAACUUUGAUGUGAAACAUAAACGAAUCUUUGGUGAUUUGUUCAAAACAGCACUCACACUUAUAGACAACUCCGACGGCGUUCCUCGGUGUGGCAACUGCCACUGGGAAGCUCAUGGUAGUGUGUGCUUGCACUGUGGAACUCGGUUUAGAGUGCCUCAGGAAGACGAGUAUUAUGACUCUCCAGAGGGGGAUGCCUAUAACGAAGAUGCUGAUGAGCACUACUUGCAUGGCUCACACGACGAAUACGAUAGCGCGGACAGCUUUGUUGAUACCCGUAGUGUAAGCGAGAUCAACCGCGACGUGCGGCUAGAUGACGACGACGACAUCCUCUCAUCAGACAAUGAAGUCCAGAGUACGACAUACGAUGAUUGGAACGGAUUCCAUGGCGACAAUGCAGCAAGUCCAAUAAUAUUGAGUGGAUACUACGAUUCAGACGAUAUACGAGAUGCCUUGGACGAGUUUCACGACGCUCAAUUGGAGCAAGUAGGCGACGACGACGAUAUCAGAUCCCACAGACAUCGAGUGAUUCACAUAAGUGACGAAGAGGACUAA